Ipomoea triloba (trilobed morning glory) is the source of this 2908-nucleotide messenger RNA. Its product is annotated as putative late blight resistance protein homolog R1A-10. Gene Ontology annotation, biological process: defense response to other organism. Lineage: Eukaryota; Viridiplantae; Streptophyta; Magnoliopsida; Solanales; Convolvulaceae. The coding region runs from base 694 to 2352 and encodes 552 amino acids. The record is from RefSeq and is a predicted model, not a curated record. The transcript is spliced from 3 exons.
GUGAGAAACUGGGAGAGCUGGCUGAAUUCUUCAAUUACUUUCCCUCAUCUCAAUGGCCACGAAAACUUCCACAAGUGUUCGUCAGGGUGCUUCUGCUGCUAUGCCUCAACAAGUGUUCAUGGUGGGUAACAGCAAUGCAUUGGCAGAAAUUAAGGACAAGCUCACCAACUCGUCAAUUGAAAAAAGAGAAGUCAUCUCCAUCACAGGAAUGGGAGGCAUUGAGAAGACAACUUUAGCUAAAGAAGUAUAUGAAGAUGAAUGCAUCAAGUGUCAUUUUGACAUUCGAGCAUGGAUUACUGUGUCUCAAUCUUAUUCCUUGGAUGAUUUGCUCCGAGUGCUCCUCCAAUCAAUUGAAGCUUCUUCUCCAAAAGAAGGACAAUCUGCAAGAGCCAUCGAAUCUAGGGAGAAAGUCCGUAAGUUGUUGCUGGGCAAGAGGUAUCUAAUUGCAAUUGAUGACAUAUGGAGUACACAAGUUUGGGAUGAUUUGCAGAUAUGCUUCCCGGAAAAGAGAAAUGGAAGUCGAGUAUUGUUAACAACUCGACUCACAUAUGUGGCUACUUAUGCUAGUUCCGGUGGUCUCUCAUUUAACAUGCCUACCCUAAGCAAAGAAGAAAGUUGGGAUCUAUUUUGCAGAAAAGUAUUUGCAAAAGAAUCUUGUCCCCCUUGUAUUGACAAAUUGGGAGAGAUAUUGUGAUGAAAUGCAAAGGUUUACCACUCUCAAUUAUAGUGAUUGCUGGGAUUCUAUCCAAAGCUGAAAUGAAGGUAGAAGAUUGGAAAAAUGUUGCCAAAGAUGUUGUAGCAUUAUCAUCAACUUUAUAUGAGGAGCAAAAUUGUGAGAAAAUACUUUUAUUGAGUUACAAUCACUUGCCUGAAAAUUUGAAGACUUGCUUCUUAUAUUUAGGAGUAUUUCCAGAAGAUUAUGAGAUUCCAGUUAGAAGAUUAGUUGGAUAUUGGGGCGCUGGUAAAUUUGUUGAAGAUGAGGCUUUGGUGGCAAACAACAAGGAAGAAGUGGCAUGGCAAAAGUUGCAAGAUCUUAUUGAUAGAAAUUUAAUUUUGGUGGAAACAAGGGGACGGAGUGGAAGAAUAAAGACGUGUAAAAUCCAUGAUCUUGCACGUGAGAUGUGCUUGAGACUAGCUAAAGGCAAAAAUAUAUUGAAUGUCAUUGAUGACAAGUUUCAAGUUGGACAGUCCUCCAAAGAAAGAAGUCAAGAAAAUGGCAAUUUUUGGGUAAGCCUACAAUCAAUUCCUAAAUCUUGCUGUCAUAUUAGUCAUUUAGGUUUUAACCAUAGUGCCCUACAGAAAUGUCAUUCCUUUCUUGCUAUGUUUCCAUCUAAAUAUAAAUUCGAAUCCCAUGGAGGAAUUCCGAUCCUUAACUAUAACUUGUUCACAUCAAUUCAAGUACUUGACCUACUUCAACUUUAUUUGCCCUUUUUCCCUUCAUCUCUUUGGAUAAAUAACCUAAGUCAGUUGAGGUAUAUAGCUUUGUACAUUGGUGCAUUUCCUGGUUCCUUCUCGAUUUUAAGCAGCUUGAAAAAUCUACAAACGUUGAUUCUGCGAAGUGCACAACCUUAUGUAGUAUACUUAACCCUUCCAAAGAUACGACAAUUAAGGCAGCUUCACAUUUUGAAUAGCUCUUCAUUUCAUUUUAAAGAUGGAGAAGAAGAGAAUUUGAUAUCGGAGAAUCUGACAACGCUUUUGUGGUUAAGUGACUUUUGUUGCAAAAAUGAAGCGUUGAUGGUGAGGAUUCCGAAUGUAAAGAAAUUGGGGGUAAGAUAUGAAUUUCGGAAACUCAAGGACAGUAAGCAUCCCAUUGACUUGCUCAAAACUUUAAGCCAUUUGGAACAACUCGAAAACAUAAAGUUUUAUGGACAUGAAUUGUUAAAGAGAAUUGUGCUAGUUCCAAAACCAUAUGAUUUUUCACCGAAGCUCAAGAAGUUGAAAUUUUCUGAGACUCGUAUGAAAUUGGAGAUCAUGACCAUCCUUGGAAGGCUACCUAACCUCCAAGUUCUCCAACUAGAAGACGGUGCAUUUGAUAAUCGAGAGACCGAGUGGGAACAAGUUGAAGGGGGGUUUCCAAAAUUGAAAGUGUUAGUCUUCAAAGAUCAAAGGCUUUGUAGAUGGAUAGACAACGAUUUCACUUUCCCAAGCCUUGAGUGCUUGGUGCUAAACAAUUCCGGUCACUUGGAAUCACUCCCUUAUGAAUGCCUUUCUGGAUGUCCAUGCCUUAAGCUAAUUCAUUUGAAAAGGGGUUGUAGUGAUGGUGUUCUAGAGUCUUCAAAGAAAAUUCAAAAUGAUGGAGAUGGCCAGCUCGAGGUCCGCGAAGAGUUCGUUUACCCCGCAAUACGAUAUUGAAUUAUAGCAUUGUGAUGAUUGCCAAGUCAACAAUUUAACCAACUUAGCUGAGAUUGAAGAGAAUGGAAACAAGAAGCUAAGCAUCACAUGUUCUUCUACCUCUUUGAAGGUAACUUUGAUGACUCACCAGCAAAUCAACCGAAGCAAUCACCCAUACAUACCUCUUAGCUCCCCUGCCACCUACUCUCCCAUAACAAAUCCUAAGCUCUGUCAAUUUUGUUGUGAUUUAAGAAAUGGCGCAGGAGCUGGCCCAUGGGGAAUCAUCACUUGUGGGAAUCAAACCCGGGCUCUCCUAAAAUUCUUCCCCACAAAGAGAGCUCAAUUGCCACUUGAGCUACCCCAUUGGGUUAGAAAUGGUGUUUCUAAGACUUGUGUUUAUGUGCAUUAUGUUAAGAGUUUAUGUGUAUUCUAUUAUAUAAUUCUGUAUAUUAUGAAUUUCAAUUCCAUACCUCACUAGACAGAAAUGAUAUUUCUUAAACUUAUGUUUAUGUGUAUUAUGUUAAGUGUUUAUGUGUAUUCAACUAUACAAUUAUGUACAUUUUGAAUUUAGAUUCCA